UCUCAACUCAAACAAACAAAACCCUAAAUCCUUUCUCUCUCUCGCUCUCUCAUUUCAAGCACUAGACGCCUUCUUCUGAUCACUUUUUUCCUCUCUCUCUCUCUCUCUCUCUGUCUCUCUUUCUCUUUCAAUUCUUCCUCGUAUUGUUCAUCAUUUGUUACUGUCUUCAACAAUGGAAAGAACGAAGAGUAUUCCUCUUCAGCCGCCGACCUAUGGGAACCUAAUUACAAUUCUCAGCAUAGAUGGGGGUGGCAUCAGGGGCCUCAUCCCUGGAACUAUCCUGAACUUCCUUGAGUCCGAGCUUCAGAAACUGGAUGGCGAGGAGGUGAGACUUGCAGAUUACUUCGAUGUGAUUGCUGGAACCAGCACGGGUGGUCUUGUCACUGCCAUGCUAACGUGCCCCGAUGAAAACAGUCGUCCUCUAUUUGCUGCUAAAGAUAUUAAGGAAUUCUACCUUAGUCACGGCCCUAAAAUCUUCCCACAAGAAAGCAGAUACCCACUGUUAGCUCCAGUUACCAAAAGUAUCUGCACUGUAAUGGGGCCGAAGUAUGAUGGGGAAUAUCUGCACGAGCUUGUCCAGGAAAUAUUGGGAAGCAAAAAGUUGCACCAGACACUGACCAACGUUGUGAUUCCGAGUUUCGACAUAAAGCAACUCCAACCUACCAUCUUUUCUAGUUAUGAUGUGAAGAGAAAGCCGGACAUCGAUGCCAUGCUCUCUGAUAUAUGCAUCUCUACCUCUGCCGCACCGACUUAUCUCCCAGCCCAUUAUUUCGAGACUAAAGACAAGGAUGGAAAUGUGAGAGAGUUCAACAUGAUCGACGGAGGUGUAGCCGCAAAUAAUCCGACACUGGUGGCUAUGGGAGAGGUGACAAAGGAGAUAAUGGGAGGAAGUACAGACUUCUUUCCGAUAAAACCAAUGGACUAUCAGAGAUUUCUGGUUAUAUCUUUAGGGACUGGUUCCAAGAAAGAGGAGGGGAAAUACAGUGCCGAGGCUGCAGCUAAAUGGGGCGUCUUGGGCUGGUUAACGAGUGGGGGCGGGACCCCAUUAGUCGAUACAUUCAUGCAAGCGAGUUCCGAUAUGGUUGAUUUUCACCUCGCUUCGGUCUUCCACGCCCUUCACCUCGAAGAUAACUAUCUCCGCAUUCAGGAUGAUGCAUUGAGCGGCGAUCUGGCCUCGGUUGAUGUUGCGACGAAGGAGAACCUGGACGACCUGGUCAAAACCGGCGAGGCACUACUGAAGAAGCGGGUCUCAAGGGUGAACUUAGACACGGGCAGACUCGAGACUGAAAACCAGGAGACCAAUGAAGAGGCUCUCAGGAGAUUCGCAAAGGUGCUGUCGCAUGAGAGACAGCUUCGUCUCGUUAGAUCGCCUCACGGGCAUGCCGUUUUGCCAAAGAAAUCCUAAAUCCACCGAGGAUUAAUUUCAUUUGCCAAAGAAAUCCUAAAUCCACCGAGGAUUAAUUUCAAAUGGUCUCUCCACACAGAUGACACCGAAUUUCAAAAUUUAUUAUUUGUCAUAACCUCAACAAAUAGUAUACAUAAUCUUUACUAAAUUCUUUGUAAUUCUUUGAUUGAUGUAGUUUCCAAUGGUAAUAAUAUUAAUUCCACUGGCGGUGGGAUGUAAAUUGUCAAGACAUGUUAAUUUAAGUUGAAAUAAGCAUUCUUUUAUUAUUAAU
Punica granatum (pomegranate) is the source of this 1676-nucleotide messenger RNA. The record is from RefSeq and is a predicted model, not a curated record. Lineage: Eukaryota; Viridiplantae; Streptophyta; Magnoliopsida; Myrtales; Lythraceae.